This is a messenger RNA of Brachypodium distachyon (stiff brome), 2340 nucleotides long. RefSeq lists its product as uncharacterized. Gene Ontology annotation, molecular function: protein binding. Bases 470 to 1114 code for a protein of 214 amino acids. The record is from RefSeq and is a predicted model, not a curated record. Lineage: Eukaryota; Viridiplantae; Streptophyta; Magnoliopsida; Poales; Poaceae. The transcript is spliced from 10 exons.
GACAGCCCGAUACCGACCCAGAUAGGCGGGAAUCCUAGAUCUAACUAUAAGGCUGAAGGCUGAAGCUGGCCCGACUAAUACGUGAUUGCAGAUCGAUGGACGAGUUCUGGUUGGAUUGCGAUCGAUCCGUUCGCCUUCCGCUCGUCCCGACUCGGGCAGUACUCGGCGACUCCCGGUAGACACGAAACCCUAGCGAUUAGCGUGCAGCGCUGCAGCGAACGGGGAGCACAGAGGCCGUGCGGCGGACCGGCGUCGACACGCAAACGGCCGGCGGCCUGACUUCUGGUUCUGGACGCACCGAUACAGCAGUGCAGGUGCAGCUUACCGUUGCAAUUGGAUUUCGUUUUGCAAAGACGGCAACAAAACAAAGGAUUUUCUAGGAAUCGCGGUAAGAAAGGCGGAAAAGAUCAUAUAGGAACAAGGAGGUUUUGACGAGAGGAGAGUUGAAAAAGUGGCAGAGGCUAAAGCCAUGGGUAACUCGGCUUCUACUGCACCUGCACUGGCAGGGAAGACUCACGAUCCAGGCUUUGUAUGGAAGAUUCAUGGUUUCUCAGCCCUACUUAACAGGGGAGUUACGACAAUCAGAUCUGCCCCUUUUGAGUGUUCUGGCUACAAGUGGUACCUGCUAGUGGCUCCAUAUCAUAAAAAAAAAUUGGGCCAUGAACCCAUAUGUUUCUGUUGCUCUUGGGCUGUGCAUAGGAAGCUUGGACUUGGAGCCAGAUUACACGAUGGAUGUAGUUCUUUUCAUGACUUCUAUGGCACGCAGACACGGUCUUGGGUGGAAUUCUUGAUUCCUCUUAAAUCACUACUGAAAUCAACUGAUUUUCCGGUUGAUGAUUGCUGUGUCUUUGGUGCGGAGAUAUUGUUGGUCAAUGUUUUUCCUUCUGAAAAGAAAGGUAUUGUGGUUCCGGAGAAGGCUACCACAGUUCAGAACGUCUUCAUCCUAAACAGCGGAUUUAUCUGUUGGACCUACAACUUGAACAUACCGAACUUUCUUGAAUCGAACAUGAUGGACUGUACCUGUUCUCAGGCAGUUGAAUUUGAUGGACAUAAAUGGUACCUUACUGUGUAUCCACAUGGUGAUCGGUUCAGCUCUAAUUGCCUCUCCUUGUAACCUGUGCAUGGAUGGCUCUGCCGAGUUUUGUCGUCAGUCUGGAAGGGUUGUUGAAAUGAGUCUUACCAUCGAAGACCAAAAGCAUGGGAAGCACUUCACCAAACGAAUUCCAGCUUUUCAUGACUUCUAUGGCACGCAGACACGGUCUUGGGUGGAAUUCUUGAUUCCUCUUAAAUCACUACUGAAAUCAACUGAUUUUCCGGUUGAUGAUUGCUGUGUCUUUGGUGCGGAGAUAUUGUUGGUCAAUGUUUUUCCUUCUGAAAAGAAAGGUAUUGUGGUUCCGGAGAAGGCUACCACAGUUCAGAACGUCUUCAUCCUAAACAGCGGAUUUAUCUGUUGGACCUACAACUUGAACAUACCGAACUUUCUUGAAUCGAACAUGAUGGACUGUACCUGUUCUCAGGCAGUUGAAUUUGAUGGACAUAAAUGGUACCUUACUGUGUAUCCACAUGGUGAUCGGUUCAGCUCUAAUUGCCUCUCCUUGUAACCUGUGCAUGGAUGGCUCUGCCGAGUUUUGUCGUCAGUCUGGAAGGGUUGUUGAAAUGAGUCUUGCCAUCGAAGACCAAAAGCAUGGGAAGCACUUCACCAAACGAAUUCCAGGUCUCACGGUUUUUGCGGGUAAAUGUCGUUGGGGAUGGUCUGACUUCAUUCCACACGAGACAUUCAGGGACCCGUCCAGGGGCUAUCUUGUUGGAUCGUGCUGUGUUGUCAAGGCCGAUAUCACUGUCGUUGGACCAUCCAAUUAUGAGUAGUCUGAUUGACUGAACUAUGCUUUUGCGUCGUAGAUCCUACUCCGUACUAUUUAUAUCAGUUAAAAAAAAGGUGUGCCUUGCACAUACAGUUUCCAAACAAACAUAUGUGAAGAUAGAUAAGGAGGUAAAGUGAAUUUGUUGGAAGUAAUUGGACACUGGGACGAGUGGAACGAAGGAGACUAGACUAGCGUUAGGAAGGACAAAGGAGACAGACAGAAUUGACAUCAGAAAAAUAAAAAAGGACUUUUUUAAGUUUGAGUGAGGAUAAUUGUCUUAAAUUUCGGAGAAUCGGCUGAAAAAACGCGGAAUUGUCUUCGCCUUUGUAAGUGAAAAUGUCCAGUAAAGCCUAUCUCGCUUUUAGCCUUCAUGGUGAAUGGCCCACCCUUUCUUUGAACCUUGUCAAUGAUCGAACGAACUUACAGAUAUGAACUGAGUGCCAUUUGAUGAGUAAGAUCGAACAAGGGAGAGGGAUAU